Messenger RNA from Rubroshorea leprosula, 1494 nucleotides. The record is from the annotation of a GenBank genome assembly. Lineage: Eukaryota; Viridiplantae; Streptophyta; Magnoliopsida; Malvales; Dipterocarpaceae.
AAUUUCGAAAUCCAUUUUAACUCCUUGGUAGUGGCUCUCUAUCCUUCGCCCUUCAAUAUGGAAUUUAUUUACCGUGUUGCCACUCUCUUCCUCCUCUGUUUCAUCCACCCCUGUUUCUCUGCGCUGGUUCAAGAGCAGCCCCUCGUGCUCAAAUACCACAACGGUGCUCUCCUGAAAGGGAAUUUCACUGUUAAUUUGAUCUGGUACGGCAAGUUCACUCCGGCGCAACGAUCUAUAGUCGUUGAUUUCAUCAACUCCUUGAGCUCAACCCGUGCGGCUGUCCCUUCUGUUUCGUCAUGGUGGAAGACUACCGAGAAGUACAAGGGAGGCUCGUCUACCCUCACCGUUGGAAAACAGGUUCUUUUUGAGAAUUACCCACUCGGUAAAAUCCUUAAAAGCCCCCAUUUACCGGCCUUGGCUAGCAAGUUCAAUGGUGUCAAUACCAUCAAUGUUAUCUUGACGGCGAAGGACGUUGCCGUCGAAGGGUUUUGCAUGAGGUGCGGUACCCAUGGGUCGACGAAGGGUGUGAGUGCGUCGGCUCGCGGAGUCUUCUUGUGGGUUGGUAACUCGGAGACUCAGUGCCCAGGUCAAUGCGCGUGGCCGUUUCACCAGCCCAUCUAUGGUCCUCAGACACCGCCGUUGGUCGCUCCUAACGGAGAUGUUGGAAUCGACGGGAUGAUCAUUAACAUUGCAACGCUUCUGGCCAACACCGUCACUAAUCCCUUCAACAACGGCUAUUUCCAGGGACCCGCUAACGCACCGCUGGAAGCCGUCUCGGCCUGCACAGGGAUCUUCGGGUCUGGCUCGUACUCGGGAUAUCCUGGUCGGGUCCUUGUGGAGAAGAGCACCGGAGCGAGUUACAAUGCAAACGCGAACAAUGGCCGGAAAUAUCUUCUUCCGGCGAUGUGGGACCCCCAGACAUUAGCUUGUAAAACCCUGGUUUGAAGGAACAGGUGGCGGAAAUCAACGGUGGAAACUUACACGUGGCAGGAAUAUGUAGUUAUUUAGAUGUGGAUGUAUGGGGAUGCGAGGGUAUGGGGUAUGUUUUGUUGGCUGUUGUGAUGACGACGUGUAAAUUCGGGUUUUCAUAAGAUAAAAGAAACAUGAGUAAAAUAUGAGGAAAAAUGUUGUAUACUUAAAAAUAAGUUAAAUGGAAAAUUGGAAAUAAUUGUGAAAAAAAAAAGAAAAAGAAAAAGAACAAAUCCCUUGAAUGUGGAAUUGGUACUAGGGAUUGUGUUUGUUGGUGGGGUUUGGUUUUUGGUGUAGAUAAGAAUGAUUUCAGUGCUGGGGUGGGGGCCUGAGAAGGUAGCAGCUGGGGUGUUGGUAUUACUGCUAUUUUGGUCGGUAUGAUUUGAUCCUUAUCUCCAACGAUGGGAUUCACGCCCGUUAUGAUAUUUUACAUUUCGUUCCAAGUGGAUUGCAAGAUUCAAUUGCUAGUGUGCUUUUUUUCUUUUUCCUUUUUUUUUUUUUACAGAAUAAUUGUUAAAAAGUAAA